This is a messenger RNA of Hippoglossus stenolepis (Pacific halibut), 4304 nucleotides long. Its product is annotated as nuclear matrix constituent protein 1. Gene Ontology annotation, cellular component: mediator complex. The record is from RefSeq and is a predicted model, not a curated record. The transcript has 12 exons. NCBI's taxonomy places the organism in Eukaryota, Metazoa, Chordata, Actinopteri, Pleuronectiformes, Pleuronectidae. Bases 142 to 1338 code for a protein of 398 amino acids.
GUAGCGUCACCACCUACUACAAUACCCAGAAUACACCGUUGGCUACGUCAUACGCAAUCACGUCGCCGUUAUGGGCUCCUGGAUUUAAAAAAAGUGGGAUGGCAGCUCGUUGGGUUUUCUGAGUAGCUCGCUGAGACAGACAUGAACUGGGACACUCAGCUGAGCUCUAUCCUGUCAGUGGCAGAUGGCAGCGUAGCAAAGAUGAGGGAGAGACUGACGUCACCAGGGAAAUUCUCCAAAGCAGAAAAUUUGUUUCCUGUGAGGGAGUGGAUACGUGAUUCAGAUUUGGACCCUCCCGCUCCUCCCCCCCGAGCCCCACUUCCCCGACAGCCAUCCCCCUCUCUCAGUUCCGGUGUGCAAUGGGCAGAUGUUGCUGCUCUCCAGUCUCAACUGCAGAUGCAGAGCCAGGCGAUUGACUCUCUCACCAAGAAACUCCAUGACAUGGAAAAGGAGCGACAGUCACAACAACGUCACAUCCAGACACUACAAGAGGAGGUUCACAGCUUGCGUGAGGACCUGAGGGAGAGUGAAAGAGAGAGGGACAAACCACUGAGGGGACAAAGUCCAGGAGCAGAGAGAAUGAUGGAGCAGUGGAGGAGAGAGGUGGGACGUGAGCUGAGCAGUCUGCGGGGACACAUCACCAGAGCCACGUCGCUAGGCAACUUAGAGGAGAGUUUCAACUCAAAGAUUCGCCGAGAGGAGUUGGAACACUUGCGGAGGGAGGUGGACCAGCUGAAAACACGGUUAAGGCGACAGGAGGAGGAUGUGUUCCUCCAGCAGACAGAGGCCAGAGAGACCAGGAGACAGUACGAACGCAGCUGCAAGACACUGGAGGAGCUAACAGAGAGCUACAGAACUCACAGCACUGAUCUGGCAAAAACUGUCUCUCAGUAUUCACACACACAGCAAGAGGUCUGCCAGAUCAGAACGGUUGUGUCAGAGCUGAAAGACGAGGUCAGGAGUCUUACCCUUCGAGAACAUGAACCAACAACUGUACUGUCUGUGCACACAUCAGGGGCGUCACCCGUAUCUUUCCCCCACGGCCACAGUAGGGGAGUCAGAGUGGAAGAGCCAGACUCUGACUCUGAGGACUUCAGCCCGACCCCGAGCCUGGCUGAGGUCAGCUCAGAUGAUCUUUCAUGGCUGGAUGACAAAGACUCGGCUCUUCCUCAAAAGCCACAUGUACGUCUGAGCGUUCAGUCCAGACGGAGCGAUUUUGCUUGUCCAGGAUCUGAUCUGGAGGACGAUGAUAAUGAUGAAGGUGGUGAUGAAGAAGAUCUCCUUGAUUACAAUGUGGACCCAGAUUUAGCAUCUGACCUAAGUCUUAAUGACCUCUGACCUGUUCUAUAAUUUUUUUUAUUGAUUAAUUUGGUUUGAUCCGUGUGUUUUUAUGUGUGUGAGAGUUUCUGUUGCAAAACCCCAAACUAAAAAUAGAAACUGUAAUAGACAACCAGCCAUAUGGUUAAUUUCCUGUGUUGUCCCCAGGGAAGAGGAACACAAUAAAAGAAAGCCAAUAGCAGCAGACUUGGCAACAGUGGCGGAUACAUAGAACAACAUAUAAUUAUGUCGUCCUACUUAGUGUUGCUCUUUCAGACCUGCUUGAGUAUGAUGCUUGAUAAUCCGUUGAUAACAGUGGGGAAAGUACUUUUUUCAUGAGGGGAAUUUUCAAAAAUGUAUAAACAGUUAUUUGUGAGAAUAACAUUAAUGUUAGGGACUCAGGAAAAAUCGCAAUGGAUCAAACUUUCUUUUUAAACUUGAAAUCUUGAAACUGUUUCAUCCAAAGUGGCACCAAACGCAGCAUGCUGAAACAAAACACCAAAAGAUUUAUCAAAUGCUAACUCUUUCCCUCUUUUUUUAAAUUUAAAUAUUCAUCAUCAUGCUUUCCACCAGUCUAGUUAGCAGACGACCGUACAAACUGUCUCAAACUUCUCUUAUUAUAAAUUCCAGUAACUGUAUGAAGCUGCUUUCAGACAUGCACUGAAAUGGGGAGAUCCUCCGCAUUUUCUCCGGUAGGACAUUUUUGUGUGAACACAAAUGUCCGAGUGAGAGCCUCUGAACUUUCUGCGGACCUUCUACGCCUGGCUCCCUAGUAUAAAGUCAGCAGAAUCGAAUGUGAGAACACAGUAGGGGAUCGCUUGCUGGAUUUACCACCAGUGAGUGGGGGGGGAUGCGACAGAUGCAAAAAUGUAUAUCUCUGGGUGAAAAAGUGGUGUCACACUCCUAGGAAGACACAGACGAAGAUGUCAAGAGAGUUUGUGGUGAUAAGAGCUGAUGCCGAUGUCUUGUAACCAAAAUUACAUGAUCUCCCCAGCUAAAUUAAUAUGUUUCAACCUCCCUCUUUUUGCUGCACCAACUCCAAGGAGUUUUCAUAAUUGUGAAUGCGUCUAAGCAGCGAAUCUCCCACUGUGUUGCUUAAGAAAAUCCGGAUCCAAUUCUCCAGUGAUCCUCCGCAGGACAUGUCUGAAAACAGCUUUAGUGGUAGAGGGAAGUAGUCAAACAUUUCACUAAAGCAAAAACAAUUACAUAAAUAAAAAUGUAGUCGAAUAAAAGUAAACAUUAACUUUUCUUCUUGAGUAAAAGUAAGUAAAUACUUCCUUUUAAAUAUAUUUAAAGUAUUAAAAGUUAAGGUACUUGCCAAGUGUAAACUGUUCCUGAAUGCAUUGGCCUGUUCUGAAUCCAGUUUACAUGUUCCUUCCACCACAGAUGCUGCUGCUGCAGAGUCUAAUGUUGCCUGCCCGCUCUGAUUGGAGCAGUUCCCCUCUCAUUACUAAUUAUUUACAAAAUAUUUAGAAAACAAUGUGAACAUGUCACACAUUGAAUUGUAAAAAUGGGUUAGUAGAAAGUACAAAUAUUUAAUGAUAUUUGCUGUGAAGUAAAAGUGAGAAAGACCUGAAAAUAAAUCUACCAAAGUACAGAUACAUAAAAACGUACUUAAGUACAAUAAUAAUUAAGUAAAUAUACUUUGUUACAUCCCCCAAUUGAAUUGUGUCCACAUGUACUGACUGGUUGGAUGUAAGGAACAAACGACAGGCAGCUGUUUAAAGAACCAACAUCCUCUUGUGAGAGUUACAUUCAGAAAUCGUCUCCUUUCCCGAUGGUGGAUGGCAGUGCUUUGUGUCAGUGAAGAAGCAAACACCCUUUGCACCAUGUUGUGUGUUGCCGAUUAUAAAUUAUGGCUCCUACCAGAGUUAAGGGCAGAAGCAUGGUGAAUAGCAAGCUAAACCACAAGGUUUUGGUUUUAGGCAGGACGAGACUGAAAAUGGUUCUGCUUAGGUUUGUUAUGAUUACAGAUUGUUGGGUUAGGUAAAGGUUUGAUGUGGUUAAUGUUUGCGACUUUCAUGUGUAUCCAUAACUGCAGUAGGAUCCAUAAGGAAACCCGUCAUCGCUGUGCUUUUGAUUUGAGAAGUGACAGCUUACAGUAUGCCUGUACUGCCUUAAGUCCUUUAAAAACAACAAAUUUAACGUUAAUAUAAUGGCAUAUAGUUUGUGUUCAGUCGUAAUACAUGUGUUAAGACUCAGUACCUUUUAGCUUUAAAUGUGUGUUAAUCGUGUACUAUAUGCAGUGCAACACUGUUCAGUGUAGCAGAGUAAUGGAUAUUUAAUGAGUGUUUCUUCCUGACAUAAUGCACUCUUAAAUGCAGAAGGAAACUGACGACGAUUGUAAUUCCUGGUAAUGCAUCUGAAGUGAGAGCCAAGAGGAAACCAUUAACAUUACAAAGACAUACCCACACCACCUCCACUUUGAUGUCUUUACAUAUGCACAACUCAGUUAAGACUGUCAAGAGUCCCUUUAUGCUGUCUUGUCUGACAAGAGUCACACUGUCCCGGGCUUGCAGGCGGGUGUCAAGCUGUUAAAUAAUUCAGCAUCCAGACACCCCCCACCGGGAAGCCCAGACCACAGCGAAGAGCCACAGGCGAGCUGAUGGACAGGCUGGGCGUGCAACAGGGUGUGCAAGUGGACAUGUGACCAGAGACACUUUCCAGCUCAUCCAACCAGUCAGAUUAUCUCUCAUCUAGUCAAAAGUAAGCAACAAGAAAAACCUUGUAGAAAACAGUAACUAGCGCAGAGCAGUAAUUAAACAAACCUCUCCUAAACAGCUCUUCUUGUUAAAGAGACAUUUAAUGAAGAAAAGGCUGAUCUGUUUGUGAGUGACUGAUGAAUCUGACUGCACUUUAUUACAUUUGCCAAGUAUUGUGCAGUGGUGCUGCAGUACAGCAAUGCACCACCAAUAUGCCUUCAUUGUAAAUCUGUAAAAGAAAUGUUUUGUGUUUUGUCUCCAACAAUAAAAGUCUGUGUAAUUUAA